This is a messenger RNA of Betta splendens (Siamese fighting fish), 1419 nucleotides long. Its product is annotated as mucin-2-like. The transcript has 2 exons. The record is from RefSeq and is a predicted model, not a curated record. Bases 1 to 1419 code for a protein of 472 amino acids. Lineage: Eukaryota; Metazoa; Chordata; Actinopteri; Anabantiformes; Osphronemidae.
AUGAACAACAGGGAGACAACAGCAUUCAGCAACAACACACAAUGGUUGACUGUCUCUGACUCUACCACUGCUCCACCCACCACACCGGAUACAACGACCACUAGUCCUGAAACAACUACCACUGCUCCACUCACCACACUUAAUACGACUACCCCAGCUUCAACUGCUGAUGCAGCGUUUGUCACAACUCCAUUGACAACAACAACUACCACUGCUCCACCCACCACUCCUGAAACCACUACCACUGCUCCACCAGCCACGCCUGACACAUCUACCCCAGUUUCAACUGGUGAUGCAGCAUUUGUCACAACUCCAUUGACAACAACCACUGCUCCGCCCACCUCACCUGAAACAACUAUCCUGGCUUCAACCAUAAAUGCGGCGUUUGUCACAACUCCAUUGACAACAACAACUACCACUGCUCCACCCACCACACUUGAAACCACUACCACUGCUCCACCCACCACACCUGCAACAACUACCACUGCUGCAUCCACCACACCUGAAACCACUACCACUGCUCCACCCAUCACACUGAAUACAACUACCCCAGCUUCAACUGGUGAUGCAGCGUUUGUCACAACUUCAUUGACAACAACAACAACAACUACCACUGCUGCAUCCACUACACCUGAAACAACUACCACUGCUUCACCCACCACACUUGAAACCACUACCACUGCUCCACCCACCACACCUGCAACAACUACCACUGCUGCAUCCACCACACCUGAAACCACUACCACUGCUCCACCCACCACACCUGCAACAACUACCACUGCUGCAUCCACUACACCUGAAACCACUACCACUGCUCCACCAGCCACGCCUAACACAACUACCUCAGCUUCAACUGGUGAUGCACCCUUUGUCACAACUCCAUUGACAACAACAACUACAACUGCUCCACCCACCACAAUGAAUACAACUACCCCAGCUUCAACUGGUGAUGCACCCUUUGUCACAACUCCAUUGACAACAACAACUACAACUGCUCCACCCACCACACCUGAAACCACUACCACUGCUGCAUCCACCACACCUGAAACAACUACCACUGCUCCACCAGCCACGCCUGACACAACUACCCUAGCUUCAACUGGUGAUGCACCCUUUGUCACAACUCCAUUGACAACAACAACUACCACUGCUCCACCCAUCACAACGGAUACAACAACCACUAUUCCACACACCACGCCUGAAACAACUACCACUGCUCCACCCACCUCACCUAAUACAACUACCCCCGCUUCAACCAGUGAUGCACCAUUUGUCACAACUCCAUUGACAACAACAACUACCACUGCUCCACCCACCACACCUGAAACAACUACCACUGCUCCAACCACCACACCUGGAACAACUACCACUACUCCACCCACCACACCUAAUACAACUACCCCCCGCUUCAACCAGUGA